This is a messenger RNA of Medioppia subpectinata, 770 nucleotides long. The record is from the annotation of a GenBank genome assembly. Lineage: Eukaryota; Metazoa; Arthropoda; Arachnida; Sarcoptiformes; Oppiidae.
AUGUGAUUUAUUAGAAAAACCAUGAUUAGUAUUUACCAAUAACUCAAAUAUUUGAUGCAAUUUUGCAAAAUCCAAUUCAUCCGUAACUGAAAAGUGUUGAAUCAAAAAACAAUAAACCAUGUUUUAUAUAAGUAAUAAAUAUUUAUUAAAUAUAUUUAUACUAUCAAUAAUAUAUGCACCAAAUUUGAGUGAACAACAAACUCCAAAUCCAAAUGUAAUCCCUCGGGAACCCGACUAUUGUCUACAGCAGAGGACCAACGUGUUUGAUGAAAACCAUGGUGAAUGUGGCGAAGAAUAUAGUCACCUCAAUACAAAUAAUUUUUGCUCACAGAUUGAAUGCGAGCCCAUAAUAGAUUGCAAUUCUAUGGACAAUGAAAAUAAAGUGGUCAUGGAAAAUAUUACAGGCCGGGGAUGUUGUCCCGCAUGUGUCACUUAUUUGGAGGAGUUUGCGGACUGCGAAGUGGGCUCAGUGUUGGACAGGUGUCGAAACGGACUGUUUUGUAACCCAUCGACCAAACAGUGCAAUACUCCAGGUCUGGACCCAUCGAAGGACAAGUGUCUGAUUGAGUACCACAAUAGGAUCCACGGGUCGUCCAAACAGCUCCGCUUCUAUAUUGAGUCGAGUAAAGGAGAAACCAAAUACUUUGCCAUCAAAUACCGCAAAGACUUGGGAGAUAUGCCCGGUUGUGAUGAUGAGACCGGACAGUAUCAGCUCAAACAGUGUAAACAGGAAAAGUGAGUGUCCAAUACUGAGAGAGAGAGAGAGAGAG